AGUAAUCCUGAUAAGGAUAAGGACUGAUAACUUUAUGAGAAAACUUUGUUGCAGAGAAGGGGCUUUAAGUUAGGGGUUUGUUUGUGAUGUUCUGAGUGUGAAGAAUUCUGAGUUCAAUAGAAAAAGAACUGUAAAGGGCUGCACUGCUGAGCGGUUACUGUGGUCUGAAGAAUACAAUGUCCUGGUUAUACAAACAGGCUCCUCACAUUCUGCACCUCCUAAGCUUCCUCAUCACCUGCAUAGGAGCUCAUGAGACGAGAGACAUGACCUAUCCCAAACCGACACUGAUGAAACUGUCUGACCACUUGUUGCAGGGUUACAAAAAGUGGGUACGGCCGGUGUAUGAUUGGAGGCAGAUGACCACUGUGUAUUUAGAGAUCAAAAUUUACAUGAUCCUAGGGGUGAAUGAGAAACAUCAGCAACUGACAACUUAUAUGUGGUGCACUCAGUACUGGACGGAUGAAUUUCUUACCUGGGAUCCAGCUGAGUUUGAUAAUGUGACUAAAAUUUCUAUUCCUAUACAGAUGAUCUGGGCCCCGGAUGUAAUGAUUGUUGAGUUUGUGGAGGCUGGGAAGACCCCAGAUAUCCCAUAUUUAUACGUUAACUAUAAAGGCAUCGUGACCAAUGACAAACCCAUCCAGGUAGUGACAUCUUGCAGUCUUAACAUCUACAUCUUCCCCUAUGAUAUACAGAACUGCACCAUAUCCUUUACCUCCUGGGUUCACACAAUUGAAGAUAUCAACCUAUCAGAAUGGGCAUCUGCAGGUAUCUUCUCUAUAUUCAGGAAUAACGGGGAAUGGGAGCUUCUGAAUGUCUUGACUGAACACGUAAAGGAACAUGAUCAUGGCGAUACUUAUUCAGUGCUUAAGUAUCAUGUGGUUAUUAAAAGACGACCUCUUUUCUAUGAGGUAAAUUUGCUCCUACCCAGUACAUUUCUUAUGAUCUUGGAUAUCUUCGGCUUUUAUUUGCCCCCAGACUGCGGUGAGAGAGUAUCUUUCAAGAUCACCCUGUUACUGGGCUACUCUGUCUUUCUUCUCAUUGUAACAGACAUGUUACCUGCUACAUCAGUAGGCACUCCAAUAAUAGGUAUCUUUUAUUCAGUGUGUUUGGGACUCCUGGUUAUCAGCAUGGCAGAGACCAUUAUUAUCAUCAGAAUAGUAAACAAGAAAAAUUUCCAGCCUCAAGUUCCCAAAUGGUUGAAAAAGCUACUCCUAAAGGUCACAGCCUUGUGUUGUAUUAAAGGGCAGGCAAAACUGAGCAUGGCAGAUACCCACAGCCUGGAUAUAUCACUGCAGAGUGGGAGCAGCAGUGCUGAUAAAUUGACCAAAGACAACAAGGAACAUGGAAAUGAGUAUGAGAUACUGGAAGAGGUGACUGCAAAUAAAGCUCCUGAAACGAUUGAGCGUAUACUCCAAGAGAUUUCAACCAUACGAAAAUAUCUUCUGAGAAGAGAGGAGUGUGAGACUGCUGAUGAAUGGCUUCAAGUUGGAUAUGUUCUUGACAGUCUUCUCUUCCGUGUAUAUUUACUAGUGAUAUUAGCAUAUGCCGUUACCUUGGCAACUAUGUGGAUCUAUUGGAGACAGAACUGAUUUGUCUAAACAUCUGGCACAUAGAAAGAGAAUGU
Molecule: messenger RNA, 1624 nt
Organism: Bombina bombina (fire-bellied toad)
Lineage: Eukaryota; Metazoa; Chordata; Amphibia; Anura; Bombinatoridae
Product: 5-hydroxytryptamine receptor 3A
Exons: 9
Coding region: 177-1589 (470 amino acids)
Biological process (GO): monoatomic ion transmembrane transport; signal transduction; chemical synaptic transmission
Cellular component (GO): neuron projection; postsynaptic membrane; synapse
Molecular function (GO): transmembrane signaling receptor activity; extracellular ligand-gated monoatomic ion channel activity; neurotransmitter receptor activity
Source: RefSeq, a predicted model, not a curated record